AGAGCAUUCAAAGCAUUGUUGGGAGCAGGUUUUAAGUUUAUCGUAGCGCAGUUGGGAAAGAGCUUGGAGACAUUCUUAGUAACGAUCUAGACAUAACAAAUCAGACCGUCUCCAGGCUCACAGAUCAAAGCAAUCGUUUGGCACGGAAAAUAUAAGCGUAGAAUGAAAAGGAUUCGACAUGUUGCGAAAGCUACUUCGCCGUAUAUUUUGUCCGUGUUCGCGAAAACCAUCAAAGGAAAGUGAAGAGCACGAAACACCGGAAAAGGCGACCGUUGAAGUGCUCGUUGUAGAAACACCAUGGAUUGAUGGAAAGAAACGACCAGUUUCAAGAAAUAUCGACAUACCGUCACCGCGCUGGAGCAUUGUUGGAUCUCACACUGAGCGGGAAAUGAAGAUGCUUACUUCCAGAACAUUGCAUGAAAUAGAAACCAAAGCUGUUACGAGGAAGAACAAAUCUCGCCGACGUGCGUACGAACCGGGCGAUGUUGGAGGAAUGAGAAUGGUACAAGUGCAGAUACCCCAAUCAAACAAGAAUGCGACCAAUAACGCGCCUACUACCAUCACCCCGAAGGACGACCAUCACACGUGGGACGAUCACAGCGGCAACGAUAAUGUGGGGCACGACAAACUGGAGGGCAUCCCAUAAGCUGCACUGUUUUUAUCUUAGCCAUUUUCCAUAAUACCAGUUCUCUUGCAUUUAAAAACAUCAAUUUAAAACACACAGAGCGUUUUUAAAUCGUUUGUAAAUCGACAUACGAAAGCAGGUUUCCAAAAUGGGGUUUCGCUUGAACGACGAUUUUGAAUUUCCACCUCCGAAGCUGUCAACGGGUAAGCUGUCAAAACACAAUCAACCCGAACUGUCACCGUACGAGGCGCGCUGUCACAACAAACCCUCCGAAUAAUAAACAUAACAAAACACGUGCGCGCGGUGUGUGGUUUCCUCCCUGGCUGCAUGUAGGAAUUUGCACUAAACACGUAAAAAAUGGUCACAGAUAAAGCGGACGGGGCGUGCCAGCUGCACGAUGUGAGGUUUUACAACUUACUGCCCCGUGCCAUCGUUUGCUCAUCGUUCGGACAGUCGUCGCGGAAGCUAGCACUGGCCAGGGACGAUGGCACGAUCGAGGUGUGGAACAUGGCGUACGCGCCCUUUCUGGAGAAAACGAUUCCCGGCGGCGAGGGUGUCUCGAUCGAGGGGCUGGCCUGGGCCGGCCAGCGUCUGUUCAGCGUCAGCCUCGCCGGCACGCUGAUCGAGUGGGAUCUGAGCAAGAUACCGUGCGUGAAGCAGUCGAUCCUGGUGACGGGCAAUGCGGCCUGGUGCGUCGACGUCAGCAAGGACGAGCGGCUGCUGGCGGUCGGCACCGAGGGCGGCUACAUCAACGUGUACCGGCUGGACAACGAGGAGCUGGCGUACGAGCGCAUCCUGGACAAGCAGGAGGGUCGCAUCGUGUGCUGCAACUUUGACUGGACGGGUAACUUCCUCGUGACCGGCUCGACCGAUGCCGUGCGCGUGUGGGACGUGCGCAAUGGGCACGCCGUGCACAAGAUGACGACCGGCCGCGCCCACAAUAAGCAGGAAACGACGGUGUGGGCGGUGCUGGUGCUGAAGGACUUCACCAUCCUGUCGGCCGAUUCGCGCGGCAAGCUGGUCGUGUACGACGGGCAGAUGGGCACGGUGCUGGAGCAGCACCUGGUCUCGACCGCCGAUCUGCUCUGCCUGGCGCUGAACGAGGAGAAGAACAUCGUGUUUGUGGGCGGCGUGGAACCGAUCAUACGCGUGUUCGACCGGGCGGACAGUGGUGGCAGCGUGCGGACGGAUAAACUGUUCGUCCGGUCGCACAACCGGCGCGGCCACACGCACGACAUCAAAACGUUGGCCACCUACGGGCGGUACCUGUUCUCCGGCGGCAUCGAUGGGUCGCUGCUCGUCACGUCCUCGCCACCGUUCACGCUCGAUACGCACUUUCCGCUGCUGCCGGGGCCGGCCUCCAUGGUGGCGGCCGACAGCCGGCUGGUGCUGCUGAAGUACGUCAACUAUCUGGAGGUUUGGACGCUCGGGCCGGCCAACGCACCGGCGCCGGCCCUCGGCGGCAACAAGGUGCUGCAGAUACGCAGCAAAAACGACGGCCAAAUACUGGCCGCCGCCAUCGCACCGAACGGUCGCUGGAUCGUGUACUCGACCGAGCACAUUGUCCGGUUGCUGCGGUACGACUACAACCGCAAGGAGCCAGUCAAUUCGCGCCUGGUGCGGGUGCGCAACACGCCCGAACAUUUCGCCGUCUGCUAUCGGGCACAGUUUACGGCCGACUCCAAGGGCCUGUUCCUGUACGAUCGUACCGGCGGUGGUACGAUCAACUUCUUCAGCUGUACCGCCGCCGACGACAGCGAAGAAUGGGACCACAAGCAAUCGAUCGAUGCCGGCCGGUGGCUGUCCGAGAUGGUCACCCUGUCGGCCGUGUCCCAGUGCAGCCGGUACCUGGUGUGUGCCGAUCUGGCCAGCUCGAUCGUCGUGUUCGAGCGGACGGCGGCCAAGUGGAAGCGUUCGAUUUCGCUCCCCCGCUACAAGCUACCACCGACGGCCCUUGCCCUCCAGCCGGGCAGGACACGCGUAGCGGUGGCCUUCUCCGACCACAAACUGUUCGUGUACGAUUUCGACCAGUUUACGUUCGUGUUUUCGACGUACCUGCGGCUGCCGGCCGGCACAGACCCGAACCAUCCGAUCAGUGGGAUUGCGUUCGAUCCACGCCACGAAUGGGCCAUGGUGCUGCAGAACGGUUCGAAGAUAGUGACACUUCGCUUCGGGCCGGACAUUGAGGAGGAGGUGCUGCAGCAGGAGGAAAACAGUCGGGCCAAGAAAUGGCGCCCGGUCGCGAACGGCGGCGAGCAGCAGGACGGCGAGGGCAGUCUAACGAAGUGCAAGCUGCGCAUGGUACGCGACGCACCGCGGCUGGUAUCGAUCGAGUGGCUAGGCGAGAGCGAGCUGGUAGCGAUCCAGGCCAAUGCGCUUUCGAUGGUCGAACAUUUGCCGGCUGCGUUCCGCAUCAAGCGGUACGGUAAGACGUAAAUCUGACUGCGUGUACGGAACUGGGGGGGAAAACAAGCAUUACAAUAAAACCUCUUCUACAUGAAA
This is a messenger RNA of Anopheles arabiensis, 3127 nucleotides long. RefSeq names its product U3 small nucleolar RNA-associated protein 4 homolog (gene l(3)72Dn). The record is from RefSeq and is a predicted model, not a curated record. NCBI's taxonomy places the organism in Eukaryota, Metazoa, Arthropoda, Insecta, Diptera, Culicidae. Gene Ontology annotation, cellular component: t-UTP complex; small-subunit processome; 90S preribosome. The coding region runs from base 983 to 3061 and encodes 692 amino acids. The transcript has 4 exons. Gene Ontology annotation, molecular function: protein binding; RNA binding. Gene Ontology annotation, biological process: maturation of SSU-rRNA from tricistronic rRNA transcript (SSU-rRNA, 5.8S rRNA, LSU-rRNA).